AUGGCUGCAACUGAUGCAUACUCCAAUGCCGAUGUCUCCGAGACCAACGCUCAGGUUGACGUCACCUGCGGCCCGCUCCUUAACUUCAAGAACAUGGAUGUUACUCCCUCCUCGUCAAUAUGGCAUGGGAGCGUCUUGAUUGUCACAAAGCCCGGUCAGCGGCAACCUCGCCUGUACUUGCGCCAAGCCGGUCCUGUCACGCCCGAUCCUGCCCUUAUUCAAGCUGCCGCAAACACGCAGGGUGUCACAAUUUAUGGGCUGCGCCUGUUUGAAGACCCUCAGAAAGCAUUCUGGCGCUUCUCUAUCACACUGCCCCUGGAGGACUACGAGGUGCGAUGGUCAUACACGAUCCCCGGGCUCCGCUACCCUGAUGGGGGCGAGGCUCACUCGCCUUGGGAUUUUGUCGUUCCAUCGCGCACUCAGUCAAUGCGCCUGAUGUUCCAUUCUUGCAAUGGCUUCUCGGUGGGUACCGACAUGGAGGCCUGGCUCGGGCCCAACUUGUGGAAGGAUGUCUUGCGGGUACACGCACAGAAACCGUUCCACGUUAUGAUUGGUGGCGGUGAUCAGAUCUAUAACGAUGGUAUCCGUGUGGACGGCCCGUUGAAGGCAUGGACUUCUAUAGGCAAUCCUCACAAGAGGCGCACGCAUCCUUUCGAUAACAAUCUCCGCGCGGCUUGCGAUGAGUACUACUUUGCGAAUUAUAUCAGAUGGUAUUCUACGGAACCCUUCAAGGAGGCUAAUGGCCGGAUCGCUCAAAUCAACAUCUGGGACGACCACGACAUCAUCGACGGAUUUGGCUCCUACACUGACCACUUCAUGAAAUGUUCUGUCUUCCGUGGCAUCGGCGGCGUCGCUUUUAAGUAUUACUGUUUGUUUCAGCAUCACAUUGCGCCCCCGAAGUCUACCUACACCACCGACGCCCCGCAAACUAUGCAGGCUGUGAAUGGCACUGCGGGUGCCGACCCUCGGCAACUGGAGGAUACUUUUGUUCUGGAAGACCAAGCGGAGGAUAAUAGCUGGAUUAUAGGCAAGCGCCCUGGUCCGUAUGUCGAGGAAAAGAGCCGAAAUCUGUACAUGCGUCUUGGCAAACGCAUGGCGUUUAUUGGCAUCGAUGCACGUACGGAGCGUACCCGCCAUCAGGUCAAUUAUCCGGAUACAUAUGACCUUAUUUUCUCCCGGCUGGAACAAGAGGUCGUUGCCGCAAACGGCGAAAUCAAACAUCUCAUUGUGCUUCUGGGCGUUCCAAUCGCGUACCCACGUCUCGCAUGGCUCGAGAAUAUAUUAAGCUCACCAGUCAUUGCUCCCAUUCGCUUACUUAACAAGCGAUUCGGACUUGCCGGUGGCUUCUUCAAUCAGUUUGAUGGUCAGGUCGAUCUGCUAGAUGAUCUUGAUGACCACUACACGGCUCGUCAGCAUAAGCGGGAGCGCAGGAUCUUUAUUCAGCGCUUACAGGAAUUUUCCAAGGCCCAUUCCGCGCGUGUAACGAUCCUGGGGGGCGACGUGCACUUGGCGGCUAUCGGACGCUUUUACUCGAACCCCAAGCUGGGAAUUCACAGUGAGAAUGACCCGCGGUACAUGGUCAACAUUGUUAGCAGCGCUAUCACCAACAAGCCACCUCCGAAAGCCGUUGCAAACCUGCUUGCGCGGCGAAACAAGAUUCACCACCUAGACCCGGACACUGAUGAAACUUUGAUGGAUUUCUUCGACGGUCAGCCAGGCGGAGUAGACAAGAGCGCGUCUUGGAACAAAGUCACCAUGCCUUCCCGCAACUACGCCUGCAUCACCGAGAUUGAAGCAGCCGCCACUAAUGGCGACACCGCACAACAAAACGGCGUGUCUCUCCCAAUUCCGAAAGACGGUCACUCUCCCCUGCACACCGGCGAGUCAACAGCCGGUUCUGCUCACUUGGCGGCGGAUGGUGUUGGUAGCACGAGCACUCUCCAUGGCGGCCUGAACGUCUCCAUUCGUGUAGAAAUUAACCCCCAAAACAGAGAAGGGGCAGCCCAUGGCUACGGAUUCAGCAGUAUGUUAACCACCUAA
This is a messenger RNA of Aspergillus mulundensis, 2040 nucleotides long. RefSeq lists its product as uncharacterized. Gene Ontology annotation, cellular component: membrane. The transcript is spliced from 2 exons. Bases 1 to 2040 code for a protein of 679 amino acids. NCBI's taxonomy places the organism in Eukaryota, Fungi, Ascomycota, Eurotiomycetes, Eurotiales, Aspergillaceae. The record is from RefSeq and is a predicted model, not a curated record.